AUGGGCCAGAGAGUGUCUUUCUUGGCCAUCGUAUGUUUAGCACACAGAGCAUUAUUUGCAAGCGGCUCAUGGACAGACAAGCUCAAUCAUGGCAGUGUGCAAGGGUUCCCAAGCUAUGAGGAGGCCAACGAGCUUCUCGAGCAGUUCCUGCGCUCCAACCCGAACGAGCUUGAGAAGCGGCAGAUCGGAACGAGCUUCCAGAGUCGGCCGAUUUAUGCAUACGUUUUGGCCACCCCAGCUGGGAGGCAAAACAAGCCCCAAGCACUGCUGACAGCUCUCAUGCAUGCUCGCGAGCCAGCUGGCUUGACUGUCCUGCUGUACUUCCUCGGUCAUUUGCUGGAGAAGUAUAGCCGUGGUGAUCCUGAUGCCACUUACCUUCUGAACAUGCGCGAAAUCUGGUUCCUGCCCUUUGUCAACCCUGACGGCUACGUUGCUAACAAGGGUUUACGCAACAAGGUGAUUCGGAAGAACCGGCGACCGACGUGCAGGUCAUCGGUCGAUGGCGGUGUCGACAUUAACAGGAACUUUGCCGUGCAUUGGUCCAGCAGCUUUGGUGGAUGCAGCGAAGAGCAUGGUGGAUCGCAACCUUUCUCCGAGCCUGAGACGCAAGCCUUCAAAAAAAUCUGCGAGGAGAACGCGUUCAAGACAGCCAUGAACUUCCAUGCCUAUGGAAGCAUGCUGACACACCCGUUCAACUGGGCAACCCAGGACCUCAUGCCUGCAGAAGACAAGAAGGUGUACCAGGAGAUCGCUCGGGUCUUCGGUUACAAGAAGUUCGGGCCCGCGAUUAAGACCGUAGGCUACACCACUUCCGGGGAGUCCGACGAUUGGAUGUACUCAGCGAGGCAUAUAAUAUCGAUGUCUCCAGAGGUGGGGCCUGAAAGUGGGGGUUUCUGGCCUCCAUCAUCUCAGAUCGACGGCAUUGAUACCCGCAACUUCGACCGUGCUUUGUACGUGGUCGGCAAGGCUGGCAUGGAGUUGGGCACUGAAUGGGUUCAGCAGCCACUUCCGCCAUCAGGUGCCGACCUUUCUGCUCUUGCAGGAGGCCCUCCACACCAGCUCCUAACGCUCAGGAUCACCAAUCGUGGCCUGACCGGCAGCCAUGGGAAGGUGCUGCGCAUCGCUGUGCGCGGGGUCGUAACUGACGGUGCAGCUUCAGGUGAUGCAGUCGGCAUGCUCGUGUCAAGGGGUGCGGAGGAUGAGACACGCGAGAUGUUAACGGCUGACCACGGGAUCCUCGCCUGGAAGGCCAAUGCCAUUCCGAGCCGAUCCUCCCAGGAGUUUCGCAUGUACAUUUCCAGGUCCAGGGAGCCAGAGGGCCAAAGAAGAUUGCAGACUUGCGUGGCGGAGGCAUCGGGGACAUCAGCUUGUCAGUGCACUGAGCUGGUAGAGUUUCCUGGCUCUCAGAUCUCCAAGCAGUCGUCUCGACACUUGUUUGCGUUGCCGGCUGACAGGGAGGCAUCUGGCGACAGCAUGAGCUUGCUCUGUGCUGCUGCUACCUCUCCCGCUGUAGCGGAUCCAAACUCGAAGCAAGUUUCUCCAGUGGCAGCCACACCUUCAUCAGCAUCGGCAACGAGGAUGCCGACGACGACAGCCUUCCCGACGGCCUCUCACACUUCAGAAAGGCAGUCGGUGCACGAUCUCAAUUUGGCUGGCCUGGCAUCUACACUCUCUCUGACUUCGAUUCCUUCGCAAGGCAAACCGAGCCUGGUGGAUGAGGACUCGGAAUCGGCGACUUGGAUACUCCUGGCCUUGGGUGCCACCCUUGUGGCCAUGUGUAUUUGUAUGGCUUUGCAGCCCUUUGUCACGCAGCGACGCGUUGCCAAGCGUGCACCAUCUGCUGUCGACUAUGAGCAAAUCCCAAGUUUGCAGGCUCAUCGACCAGACGAGGCAUGCUUGCAGCAGCUGCGGAGCUCGAGCCAUGCCAAAAGGCAAGGUCAAGUCGGAAUGAGUAAUGAGCGCAGGAGAUAUGCAGCGAACAGCCAUGGCAAGCUCUGUGGAUUCGGGCUUCUGGCCUUUGGCACCUGCAUACAACUAAGCUUCGUGCCGCUGAUAGGGAAGAAGCCACACUUCGUAGUACCAGUAGCCACAUCUGUGAUUCCACUGCCAGCGCUGGCAGACUUUGAAGCACCAAAUCUCGGCUUGGCGCUUUCAGUCGUGAUCGUUUUAGGUGGUGCAGCCACUGCACUCUCCUGGGUUGCCAGCCUGAAACCGCGAAAGACAGUUGAUGGACAGCCUCGCUCCACUUCCCUCUAUCGUGUCUUUCAGGCAAGGAUGAGGGCAGGUGAGUUUGCCACAUUAUCCAAGCCUGAAGAUGACGACGUGGAAAGCAAAGGUGCUUCUGAGCUGGGCACCGAGGAACUCGAUGCGCUUGUCGAUGCUUACGUGGAAGGGCUUGAAGAUGAUGACGGCCAGGAUGUCUCCUUGAGCAAGGAAGGCAAAGAGUCCAAGUCGAACAAGUCCUAG
This is a messenger RNA of Symbiodinium sp. CCMP2456, 2466 nucleotides long. The record is from the annotation of a GenBank genome assembly. NCBI's taxonomy places the organism in Eukaryota, Dinophyceae, Suessiales, Symbiodiniaceae.